AUGUUCAAGACUCAGGUCCACCAGUCACACACUGCCCCGACCUUCUUCCUGUUGAACAAACCGUGCAUUCCCGGCCCCGGAACUGCUUCAUUUUCCGUCAGGCCGAGGCCGGAAUUCCGAAAAAAGUACAGGAAUGUUAGGGUUGGCUACGUCCCUGCCAACAUUAAAGCAGUUGCUAGUGAUACUGAUACCCGGAAGUCCGUAUCUGUUAAGGCCACUGUUACUGUGAAAUUAACAGUUGGAGGGUUCUUGUCUAGCCUGAUAGGGUUGAGCCAUGGGCUCGAUGAUGUAUCUGACUGGCUUGGUAAAACACUCCUCUUGGAGGUCGUCAGUUCAGAGGUUGACCCCAAGACGGGCUUAGAGAAGAAACCCAUCGGCGCAUAUGCUCAUCGGGCUGCCGAAAAGGACGGGGAAGUAACAUAUGAAUCAGACUUUGUGAUUCCUGAUGAUUUUGGGGAGAUUGGUGCGGUUCUUGUUCAGAAUGAGCACCACAAGGAGAUGUACCUGAGGUACAUAGUCCUUGAUGGCUUCCCAAAUGGCCCCAUUGAAUUCAACUGUAGUUCAUGGGUUGCUUCCAAGUUUGAUGACCCUCAGAAGAGGGUCUUCUUCACCAACAAGUCAUACUUACCAUUGGAAACACCAAGUGGACUCAAAGAAAUAAGAGAAAAAGAGCUUGUAACCUUGCGAGGUAAUGGUCAAGGAGAGCGCAAGUCAUAUGAUAGAAUCUAUGACUAUGAUGUAUACGAUGAUCUGGGUGAUCCAGACAGCAGUCCUGAACUGACUCGACCGGUACUUGGUGGUAGCAAGCAGUAUCCCUACCCAAGACGAUGUAGAACGGGGCGUCCAAUGUCUAAGAUUGACCCGAAAGCAGAGACAAGGAGUUCAACCGUCUAUGUGCCAAGGGACGAAGCAUUUUCGGACGUGAAGGAGCUAACAUUCUCUACAAAUACGUUAUACUCAGCGUUGCACGCUGUGGUGCCGGCAAUAGAGUCAGUGAUUACAGACACUAGUCUUGGAUUUCCACUCUUCACCAAAAUAGACGAGUUAUACAAUGAAGGAAUCAAUGUUCCUAAUCUUAAAAAGCAUAAGGUUUUGCAAGAUAUACUGCCCAGACUAGUGAGGGCCAUCACUAAUUCUACAGAUAGUCUCCUGCAAUUUGAAACCCCUCAACUGUUGCUCAGGGACAAAUUUUCUUGGUUUAGGGAUGAGGAGUUCUCACGCCAGACUCUUGCCGGUCUCAAUCCAUAUAGUAUACAAUUGGUUAAGGAAUGGCCAUUGAAGAGCACACUCGAUCCUAAGAUCUAUGGUCCCCCUGAAUCUGCAAUCACCACGGAGAUAGUCGAGCGAGAGAUCAAAGGAUUCAUGACCGUUGAUGAGGCACUAAAACAAAAGAAGCUGUUCAUCAUAGAUUAUCAUGACAUCUUAUUGCCAUACGUGAGCGAAGUAAGGCAAAUCAAAGGGACAACGCUGUAUGGAUCAAGGGCACUUUUCUUCCUAGGCCCUGAUAACACAUUGAAGCCGCUGGCCAUCGAACUCGUCCGACCACCCAUGGAUGGGAAGCCGCAGUGGAAGCAAGUGUUUACGCCUAGCUGGGAAGCCACAGGUUCCUGGCUCUGGAAACUUGCUAAAACUCAUUUCCUUGCUCAUGACGCUGGUUAUCACCAGCUUGUUAGUCACUGGUUGAGAACUCACUGUGUAACAGAACCUUAUAUAAUUGCAACGAAUCGACAACUUAGUGCAAUGCACCCAAUCUAUAGACUGUUACACCCUCAUUUCCGGUACACAAUGGAGAUCAAUGCUCUUGCUCGAGAAGCUCUCAUCAAUGCUGAUGGGAUCAUUGAGUCCGCAUUCACACCCGGAAAGUAUUCUACUGAGAUCAGCUCUGCUGCCUAUGGCCUGCAGUGGCGCUUUGAUACACAAGGACUGCCAGCAGACCUAAUAAGCAGGGGAAUUGCUGUUGAGGACCCAAGUUCUCCACAUGGCCUAAAGCUAGCAAUCCCAGAUUAUCCUUUUGCCAAUGAUGGUCUCCUCCUGUGGGAUGCCAUAAAAGAAUGGGUUACCGAUUAUGUCAAUUUCUUCUACAAGGAUGCGAGCAUGGUGAAGUCUGAUGCAGAGCUUCAAGCAUGGUGGACUGAAAUCCGAACAAGAGGCCAUGAGGACAAGAAAGAUGAAACAUGGUGGCCAGACCUCAAAACACCCCAAGACCUAAUUGGGAUUGUCACAACUAUGGUAUGGGUAACGUCUGGGCACCAUGCUGCCGUCAACUUUGGACAAUAUGCUUAUGCUGGUUACUUCCCCAAUAGGCCUACUAUUGCCAGGACCAACCUCCCUUCUGAGGACCCAACUGAAGAAGGAUGGCGCCGGUUUUUGCACAAACCUGAGAAUGAACUCUUGGCAUGCCUGCCUACACAGCUUCAAGCAGCAAAAGUUUUGACUGUUUUAGAUGUGUUAUCAAGUCAUUCUCCAGAUGAGGAAUACCUAGGGGAGCAUUUGGAGCCAGCAUGGGGUGCAGAUCCCUUAAUAAAGGCAGCAUUUGAACGGUUUUCUGGAAGGUUGAAAGAAAUUGAAGGAAUCAUUGAUGCUAGGAAUGAAGACAAGAAUUUGAAGAACAGACACGGAGCUGGAGUGGUUCCAUAUGAGCUUCUGAAGCCAUUUUCUGGAGCUGGUGUGACAGGAAAGGGAGUUCCAUACAGUAUCUCCAUUUGAAGUCACAAUGAAAUGCUUUGGGAGUGAAGUUUUGAACUCAUUUUAUGGUUGCAAAACAAUGUAAAAUGUGAAAUUCGAAUCAGGGUAAUAAAGAUAUGCAGUCUUGAAUGCAGGAA
Molecule: messenger RNA, 2822 nt
Organism: Vitis vinifera (wine grape)
Lineage: Eukaryota; Viridiplantae; Streptophyta; Magnoliopsida; Vitales; Vitaceae
Gene: LOXA
Product: lipoxygenase
Biological process (GO): lipid oxidation
Molecular function (GO): metal ion binding; oxidoreductase activity, acting on single donors with incorporation of molecular oxygen, incorporation of two atoms of oxygen; protein binding
Source: RefSeq, marked provisional